This is a messenger RNA of Linepithema humile (Argentine ant), 2537 nucleotides long. NCBI's taxonomy places the organism in Eukaryota, Metazoa, Arthropoda, Insecta, Hymenoptera, Formicidae. The record is from RefSeq and is a predicted model, not a curated record.
AUGGUGAUUGGCGGUGGAGCAGGUGCUGGGAAUGGUGGUGGUAUUGGUGGUGACGAAGCCGUGUUGUUAAAUUGUAAUUCACCGUGCUUGUUGCUUCGUCGUGCAUUUCAGUUGACGGAACUCUUGAUAAUUACAUGGUGCUUAAUAAUUGUGGCUCGGUCGGAAGCUGUGGAGAACGAGCAGGAAACGUUGUUGAAGAAGGCGGCCGAACAGCUCGAGCGAUUAGCACCGUUUCGGAGAAUAGCGGAGACUCCAGAGGAAUCCGAUGUCUCUAAGUUGUUAGAGGCAUGGAAAGCUUCAGUGGAUCAAAACAAUUUAGAUGGAAAGAACGAUGAUAGUCAGGGUGUACCUUGGGAAGUGCUUGAGAUCCUCCCUGAACAAACGGAGGAACAAACGGAGGAACAAACGAUAACGGACGCGGCAAAGCGGAUCGACGACGAAAAGAUGAUAACGAUCGGCGUUAUCGCCGAUCCGAAAUUCGCCGCGAUGAUGCAGGAGAGAGUGAAAAGAGGCUACAAUGCCGGCUCCGGAAGUCUUCUGACUAGCAUAGCGGGUGGAGUGUUAAGUGGCAUUGCGAGUACAUCGAGUGGUUCCGCAGCGCAAGCAUCGGUGGGUAGCAGUCAGCAGAAACCGGUGUAUGGCACACCAGCAGAACACACUUAUUCGUACGAAGCGAAACCUUUCGGACCUUGGGAUUUCAAGAAGGCGAUUUUCGGCACGCUAUUCCAAGCUCUCAAAGCGAUAGGCGGCGGCGUAAUAGCUUUGAAGGGUCAAUUAGUAAAGGGCAGUAGUUACCUGUUAGCUGGUAAAAGCAAAGUUUUCUACAAAGCCGGGGAUGUUAUCACAUCUCUCGGUAAGAAGCUGGCGGCUAGCGCGAUAACGGAACCGAAACCUUAUCCACCGGAUACUUACUACGAUCAUCCGCCAAAUAUAGGACACGAUUCUCACUACCAAGGACCACUGCCAGGCUCCGAUGAUUACUCCGGAGCACCUAAUGAUUAUACUGUACACAAAGUCUAUGGCUUGCCGACAGAUGACAAGGCGGGCGGCCUGCUGAUCGCAACGCCAAUGAAAUCUGAUCUGGACGGACACAACGAGCAACAUACGAAUGUGGCAGUGUCCGAAACAUCAGAUCUGACCAAAUUAGAAGAGAGUUUCGGCGGUCCAGCCAAGGGCUCCGCCAUUACGAAUUUUUUCAACAGCUUGCCGAAAGGUAGCAUUGGACUCAAGGAUCAGGCCGUCGUCGGUCAAAACAACGAUGUGGAAUCUUAUCCUCCGGCGCAGCAUCCAAGUCCGACCUACGGUGCACCGGACCAUUCCACGAAUUACGACAAUCCAGCGCAAAAUUAUAACAACCCAGUGCAAAACUAUGAGCAGAACUACGUUCAGAACAAUGCUUAUCAACAGCCAGAGCUACCGCAAACCACACUGCCGCACCAUUACAUCCCGAAUCUCGGCGAUCCGAAUUUGUCCAUCCAGCCGAGCGUGGAGUACUCGCCGUUGCAUGUGCAGCAGUAUCAAUAUCCGAAUCCGUUAUUGAACUCGCCCAAGCUACCGCAUGACGACGGCGGAACGUCGGUGUACACGAGUCUGUCCAUCGACACCGAGCCUCAAAUUUCAUCCUUGAAAAGGCCUCUCUUAGAUCAUUCAAAUGACCUUGAUUUGCCCAAGUUGCAGCCGCACGUGAACUUUCACAGAUACCCUCAGUUAGGGAACGAUCUUCACGGUAGCUUGGGCGGUCCGCUGAGGAUAUCCCUUCUGAAGCCGAUGCCGACAGCUUAUUAUUGGCACGGUGAAGGAUCACUCAUGCCGACGUCACCCCUCGGCAUGUUGGAUCACUUUCAUAAAAGAAACGUUCUUCACAGGCGAACACUUGACAAACGGCUCGCGCGUCACUCGUUAGUGCAAAGGAUGAGGUUUCAUCAGUAAGAUCAAAACAGUGGUCUAUGCGUUUACGUAUUAUCCACAUCCGGCCAGAUACAGAUACAGAUUACCAUAUUGGCAUUAUAGACGAUAAGAGCUUUUGGUAUCGGCAAUCGCAUGAAUUUCAGGAAAUACGAGAGAGGAGUUGACCGGCAAAAAGGGAUAUAUAGGAUUCGAUAUUUUGAAGUUAAGACAAAAGAACAUCCAAGUCUAAAAGAAAAUUUAUGCAGCAUUGAAGUCCAUAGUUCACACAAAAGUGUGUCGCACAGCUUUAUAGCGAACAUCUCGAAAAUCUUCGAGAACUUGUUUAUUGAGCUUGAAUUUAUUUCUCCGAAUAUUUUGUACAUAUUCCGGCUUAUUGACAAAAAUGAUUAUGUUUUUGAUUCUGUAGCCGAAUUGAAAACUUGAUCCGAGAAAUUAUUUAAAUAAUUUCUCAUUAGUUAACUAGGAUUGCGAACAAGCAUUACGAUAAUGUAUUGUAAUUUAAUUUGUGAUAAAAAUUCUAAGCUUAUUGCAUUUCCUUUGUUCGCUAUUUGUGAACGUAGCGGACUUGACUUAAACUUACGUAAGUCUUACUUAAGGAAAGUCUACGAUGAGAUCUACGAUGUCUUACA